Messenger RNA from Anopheles coluzzii, 1355 nucleotides. It is a transcript of the gene Tctp, whose product is annotated as translationally-controlled tumor protein homolog. The transcript is spliced from 3 exons. Lineage: Eukaryota; Metazoa; Arthropoda; Insecta; Diptera; Culicidae. The record is from RefSeq and is a predicted model, not a curated record. Bases 107 to 622 code for a protein of 171 amino acids. Gene Ontology annotation, molecular function: calcium ion binding. Gene Ontology annotation, cellular component: cytoplasm.
AUCAAAACGUCGUUCGCUUCAGAUCUCUCUUUCCGGUGAGGCUCUUCAGGUGGACGCAUCGUAGUUUUUAUUAGUUGGACAAAAGUUUUCUCCAUCUUCCAACAAAAUGAAAAUCUGGAAGGACGUUUUCACCGGUGACGAGAUGUUCUCGGACACCUACAAGGUCAAGCUGGUGGACGAUGUCAUGUACGAGGUGUACGGCAAGCACGUCUCCCGCACCCUGGGUGACGUGCAGCUGGAUGGCGCCAACCCGUCCGCCGAGGAAGCCGAGGAGGGAACCGAAUCCGCCACCGAAAGUGGAGUGGAUAUCGUCCUGAACCACCGUCUGGUUGAAACCGGAUUUUCAGACAAGAAGCAGUUCACCACCUACCUGAAGGACUACAUGAAGAAACUUGUCACCCGGCUGGAGGAGAAGUCGCCCGGCGAGGUGGAAGUCUUCAAAACGAACAUCAACAAAGUGAUGAAGGAUCUGCUCGGUCGCUUCAAGGACCUGCAGUUCUUCACCGGUGAAUCGAUGGACUGCGAGGGUCUGAUCGCCAUGCUGGAGUACCGUGAUAUCGAUGGCGAGUCCGUGCCCGUGCUGCUCUGCUUCAAGCACGGUCUGGAGGAGGAGAAGUUCUAAAGUGUGGUGGUGUUUGUGUAUGUGUGUGUGAUUGUUGCCGAGACGCGCGUUAGCAUCAUGCAUAUAUUUUUCAAUUUGGUUUAAGCUUUCAUAUUGACCCCGAUUGAUCCUGCAUCGAGCAUAGAAAAGGGCAGACUACUGACUAAACAAUAGCGUUAUUUAUAAUGGUGUAAGCAGCGACAGUAGCGCGCUUAGGUGGGAUGCGUUUUUUCGCACCGCUUUCCGCGCUCGGGCAGCAGCAACCCGGUAGAGAACAAUCGAGGACACUAAACGAAAGGCGAAGAGGAUAUUUUGAGACAUACUUUUUUUUUUAUAAAUUACCGUCAGCAUUUAACUUUACGACUAGGCGCGACAUUUCCAAACACGAUGCGGAUGAGAGCCUCACGGUGUAACGAAUCGUCUACAAUCAUUUACAAGUGUGUGAAGAAAAAGACUAAACAAUACUCGCCCGCGCCCCUCCCAACGUGUACGCAGUUCCGUUAUGUUAUCAACUUUUCGUUGGGCGGUAGCACGGUAGAAAGCGCACGUGGACAGAACAUCAGCCCGAACGUGUGCGCGCAAAGGAACGUACCAGAAUUGGCAUCAUGACUUCUUUGGAAGGUGGAGAAAAACCAACACGAUUAUCUUCUGUGUGCUGCAAGAUUUAACAACUUCCUUGCAAAAAAUAAUAACAACUUCAAGCAUGAAACUUAACAUCAAAUAAAGAAGAAAACAUCAAUCGUAUCAACUGAAA